Molecule: messenger RNA, 1605 nt
Organism: Colletotrichum scovillei
Lineage: Eukaryota; Fungi; Ascomycota; Sordariomycetes; Glomerellales; Glomerellaceae
Exons: 1
Coding region: 1-1605 (534 amino acids)
Source: RefSeq, a predicted model, not a curated record
AUGAUCAAGUGGCUCAACGACUGUGUUCGAAACCACCCCGAAUGCAGAGUCUUCUACAGCCAUUCGACUUGGCUACCUUCAAGGCUAAUUGAUGUUGGAGAUCCCGGCAGUUCCUCGUGGAGGAUCAUCACCCCCGAGUUGCAUAAGACUCCUCCCAAUUAUAGAGGCUACCUCACGCUGAGUCACCGCUGGGGCUCUUCGCCGUUCGUACAGCUCACAUCGGACACACUUCCAGGGUUUCGAAAUUACACAACUAUCGAUCAUCUUCCCAAGACUUUCCGCGAUGCAAUUGCUUUGGCUCAUCACUUCAAUGUUCGCCACAUCUGGAUCGACUCGCUAUGCAUCCUUCAAGAUAGCCCAUUAGACUGGAAGAGAGAGUCUUCCAGAAUGGACGAUGUCUACUCCAAUUCCACCUGCAACAUCAUUGCGGCACACUCCGAGGGGCCCGACGGUGGGCUCUUUAGGGUGAGAGACCCAUCCGUCUUGGAAUCGUUUGUAGUUUACUCAGAGAGGACGGAUAUCCCGUCUGGCGAAUACACCGUCUGGGAUCACACGUCCAUCCUGAACGAUUACAACAGAGCUCCGCUGUACAAACGCGGUUGGGUCUUCCAAGAGCGCUUACUGCCAAAAAGGAGUCUUCAUUUCGGGAAAGACCAAGUCUUCUGGAAAUGUAGACGGGGCCUUGCCUGUGAGAGCUUGCCCGGCGGCAUACCGGUGGCACCAGACAACGACGUGGUCGAGCGUGAGAAAGGCGUCGCCCGAAUUCGCAAAAUGCGGCCCCAAGACGAAGAGGAUUCACCAGAGGAUGACAAAACGUUUGCAACUGUCUGGGAGCACCUGGUUGAGGAGUACUCGGGCUGUAGCUUGACCUACGAAAAGGACAAGCUCGCGGCCUUGAAUGGAAUGACAGGCAUCUUUUCUGUUGCCUCUUUGAGUCGAUGUAUUUCCGGUAUCUGGAACACACACAUCGCCCGACAAAUCUGCUGGAGCUUGAACCCUGCCGCGGAAAAGAAGUCUCGACCUGCUCAUCCCGCGCCAUCUUGGUCCUGGGCUUCCGUGCAAGGCCAGGUCUCGUUCAAGGCCAUCGUGAAUAGCGAUGAGAGCAUCUUGUAUCUUGCGCGUCAUUUCUACCAUAGCGCCCACAGCGAUACUCCCGCAGGACGCCACAUACCACUCGGAGGCUAUGUCGGCAUGCGCGGCAGCGUUUAUACUCUCCACAUGUUGGACAUGUCCAACGACGGGGUUUCACUGAGCCUUGAUGGAAGGUCCGAGCGACUGGACUACAACCCUUUCGUCUUUGACUUUUCUCGGGAUGAUUUAUGUCCCAUGGAGGUGGUCAUCUUACCACUGAUGUGUACCAGGGAACCUCCCGUCAACGCAAAGGGCGUCGAGAUUGCCGGCCUGAUAUUGCAUCCUUUGGGUCACAUCGUCGAAGACUACGGAGACAAGGUGUUUCGAAGGUCCUAUAGGUACGAACGUGUGGGGUUCUUCAAUUUCAGGCCAUAUGACGGGAAAGGACAACAAUUGCUCUACGGGUCACCGUUCACUGAGGCAGAGAAAAUCAAAGGCCCAUACAACAGCAAUCACCGUAUACUUUUAGAGUAG